AUGAAAAUGGCCGGCACUGAUCCAACUAAAAGGUAUAUAAUGCAAAAUAACUUUUACUAUUAACAAGUACAUUUAAUCACAAAAUUUACAGGCAUACCAAUACCAUAACUUCGUACAAUAAUUGCUUGCUACCUCCGAGCACAUAAGUAACAAUUUCGUUAUUAUUUAAACUUAAAAUUUAUAGAAAAAGAAAGGAAUUAGACAUGCCACAAAGAACUCGCCAUGAGAAAGAUGUAUUGAGUAUAGUAAACACGCUUCAGAACAUGGUAAAUCCUUUUGAAACUGAUACUGAAAUAACAGAUAUGAUUCACUUGUCAAGUGGACUAGUAGCUACACCAGAUGUAAAGGCAGACUUACUAAGAACACAACAACGAGGAGAAGAAUGCGUGACUGCUUUUCUAAAAGACAGGUUGCUAGUUUCAGAGCCUGAUAUCUUCUCAACGAUUCCUAAGCUGAAAUUGAAAACCUUUUCGUCAAUGGCUAAGAAAGUUAAAGUUAGUUCAGCAAAAGGUGUGGAAGCCACCAUUAAGAAUAACCGUAACUUGUUCGCUCGAAUGCUCUUGCUGGCGCAAAGUAGAAAUGUGGACAUGAAGGAAUUGCUCACUUAUUCUUUGGGUCCAUUUCCUUUAUCUCUUUCAACCGAGAUGGGCACAUUGCACAAGACCCAGAAAAGCAAACUGAUGACGUCAAUCGAAUCAAGUGUCCAAAAUCACACAGUCGCAUAGGCGUACCGGGCGGGGGGGGGGCGGUAGCCCCCCCAGUUUUUUGGGCAGUCGGGCAAUAUUCGAUCAACAGUCGGGCAAUUUUGGCUUGCAAUAAAAAAAAAUGGGACAAAUUCUGUCAAGUUUGUCUAAAAUUAAGUAAAUUUUGUCUAAAUAUUGGAAAAUUUUGCGAUUUUUCGAAAAAUUGUGUUAUGUUCCGAAAAAAAUUGGUUGUCCGGAAAGUUUUUUUUGGCGACGGGGGGGGAGGUCGCCAAAAUAAUUUUUCCGGAAAAAUUUUUUUGAUAAUAGUCGGGCAGAAUUCGAAAAGUCGGGCAAUUUUCUUUCCACCCCCCUAAUUUUUUCCUUCCGGUACGCCCAUGCACAGUCGACAAUGUUCCGGAGGGAAACGCAAUCAUUCUUGAUGGAAUGGCACUCAUUCAAGCUACAAAGAAGCUACCUUCAUCGUUUUGAGAAUUUGCAGAGCAAUUGUUUUCAAGGGUGAUAAAGCUGGCAAUUUAUCACAAAUCUUCACGUGUUGAUUUUGUGGUAGACAGAUAUCCUGAUGUGAGCAUUAAAAACCUCGAACGGAACAUUCGGGCAAGUGGUGGAUUAGCAGUAAUCAAUAUAUAUGGAGCUGACCAGAAACUACCAGCACAAUGGGACAAGUUUCUUAAGCAUGGUCGAAACAAAGAAGCACUCAUUCGGUUUUUGUUUGAACAGUGGUGUACAUACACAUCGAUGAUGUUUAGUGGUAUUGUGGUCUACGUUUGCCAUGACGACAAGUGCCAUAGCCUUAAGCCAGGACUUGACAAUGCACCUAAUAUUAUUCGAGAAAUAGCAACAUUAUCUUGCGAUCACGAAGAAGCCGACACUAGAAUGCUACUUCAUGCAAAUCAUGCGUCUCAGUCACAUGGAAGUAUUGUAAUAAAGAGCCCGGAUACGGACGUCUUCAUUAUUAUACUUCAUUUUUGCCAUAUUCUCUAAUGCGAAAUAUUUUUUGAGACUGGUGCAAAUGAGAAAACUCGGAUCAUAGACGUCAGAUGUGUUGAACAGCAGAUUGGUGAGAAAGAAGGCAAAGCAUUAAUUGGAUUUCACGCAUAUACCGGUAAGCAAUAACUAGCUACAUUAUAUUAAAAAAUUAGGGUGCCGUUUCGUUAAUGAUUUAGCUAAAAGUGAGGUAGAUGUAUAGUAGCCACAUGUAGUUUGUAAGAACACAACAGCUUGUGCAUCACUGGAUCAAUUUUAGUUCAUUUACCAUUUCUAGGGUGUGAUUCUACGAACUCAUUUUAUGGUCGAAGUAAGAUAUCAACCUGGAAAUUAGUUUCAAAUGACGAAACAGCUCUCGACACAUUUGUGCGUCUUGGUGAGGACUUUGACGUUGAUGAAUCCAUUCGGGAAAACCUCGAGUCACUCACAUGCAUGCUAUAUGGGGCUAAGGAUACCACAUCUGUCAAUAAAGCAAGAUAUGACAUGUUUAGGAUGGGUAAAUUCUCUGAUACAGCAUUGCCUCCAAAUGAGGAUUUUCUUGUACAACACAUCCAGUGAGCAAAUUACCAGGCCGCAAUAUGGAAAAGAGCAACAACUCCAACAAUUGACGCGCCUUUACCAACUGAUCAUGGAUGGAAGAUUGGAAAUAGGAAAUAUUGAUGUGGUGUGGAUGACAAAGAAAUGUGCUCCUGAUGUACUGCUCAAAGAUUGCAACUGCAAAUGUAAAACCGGCUGUUCAACCCUAAGAUGCUCCUGUAAAAAGGCCAACAACCAGUGUAAUGAAAUGUGCCAGUGUGUUGGAUGCACAAAUUGUCCACACGAGUCCAGCGAAAGCGGUAGCCUUAAAGAUGAUUCAGAAGAUGAUCUGGGUAGUGAUAUGGAGGAAGAAAACUUGUAG
Paramuricea clavata is the source of this 2586-nucleotide messenger RNA. The record is from the annotation of a GenBank genome assembly. Lineage: Eukaryota; Metazoa; Cnidaria; Anthozoa; Malacalcyonacea; Plexauridae.